AUGCCAUGGCGAAAGGACGCUUGCGAUGUCGUUGAGACAUUUGUUGAGAUGCAAUCGACAGGCGAAGACGGACUCUCUUCCGAUCCGCGACCUCUUCCGAACCUGAGUCAAUCUGCACGAUGGACACGAAAUGCGUUGACCGUUGCUGGAGGUCACGAUCAAGGCGAUGCAUUGAAUCAACUCUCCAAUCCUUUCGGAUUGUUUGUCGACGACGAUCAAACGGUGUACGUUGCAGAUUGGGGCAAUCAUCGGAUUAUCGAAUGGAAAUGGCAGGCGACACAAGGUGAGGUGGUGGCCGUAGGAAACGGAAGAGGAAAUCGUCUCAAUCAAUUGAAUCAUCCAACCUAUGUGAUCGUGGACAAAGACACCGACAGUCUGAUUAUUUCCGACAUGGAGAAUCGACGAGUGAUACGCUGUUUUCGUCAAAAGGACAAAAGCCAAGAAGUGAUCCUCGACGACAUCGAUUGUACUCAAUUGUUUCUCGAUGAUCAACGAUGUCUCUACGUUUCCGACUGUCAGAAGGGCGAAGUGAGACGAUAUCUAUCGGGAGACAAACAGGGAACUCUCGUGGCCGGUGGCAACGGAAAGGGCAAUCAACUCAAUCAACUUUCAUUUCCCACCUACCUUGUCGUCGAUGAAGAUCAAUCGGUGUACGUGACAGAUACUUACAAUCAUCGUGUGAUGAAGUGGGAGAGAAAUGCGACUGAAGGAACGAUUGUCGCUGGUGGACGAGGACCGGGAUUUGAUUGGACACAGCUAGGCUCUCCGAACGGUAUCGCCGUCGAUCAGUUGGGUCGAGUCUACGUGGCUGAUCUGCUCAACCAUCGAGCGGUACGUUGGCACAAUGGAGUGAUACAACUGGCAGGUGGAUACAGUUGCGGCGAACAAGCAAAUCAGCUCAAUCGACCAUCGGGUCUCGCGUUCGAUCGACAUGGCAAUCUCUACAUCGUCGAUCACAGAAAUCAUCGAGUUCAACGAUUUGACAUUGAAACCAAUUGA
Messenger RNA from Didymodactylos carnosus, 999 nucleotides. Lineage: Eukaryota; Metazoa; Rotifera; Eurotatoria; Philodinida; Philodinidae. The record is from the annotation of a GenBank genome assembly.